This is a messenger RNA of Dreissena polymorpha, 1374 nucleotides long. Its product is annotated as zinc finger protein 862-like. Lineage: Eukaryota; Metazoa; Mollusca; Bivalvia; Myida; Dreissenidae. The transcript is spliced from 3 exons. Bases 139 to 1374 code for a protein of 411 amino acids. The record is from RefSeq and is a predicted model, not a curated record.
UGUUCAUUGAACUAGAACAAAUAUGGCGAAGCGAAAAAUAACGAGUUUCUUUUUGCCAACGGAUAACAAUAAUAACGAUACAAACGAAUCCUCAGACUUAACCGUUGAGUCACAAAAAAAACGAAAUUAAAUCCUUCAAUGAAAACCGUUAAAAAGUGGGAGAAAGAACUUAAUAUUAAACUUAAACUAGUUGUUGAUGAAGAUGAUCACGUCAAUCAAAUGUUCUGCGAGGAUUGUGUGCAGUUUAUGCCUGACCAGACGUCAUCGUUUGUGACUGGAUGCACAUCAAUCAAGAAGGAGUCUGUCAAGUAUCACAGGGAUUCGGUCAUUCAUCAAAGGGGUUCAGCCAAAAGAAACAGGGAAGCGGAGGAAAUAGCUGAUCUUAUGGAUACACACUUUACAAAGCCGGAGCGAUGCAAUGGAACACGUUGGGUGGACCACAAGCUGAGGGCAAUAUCAAAACUCGUCACAAACUGGAAAAUCCUUGUCAUGGAUAUGAUGAGUUACAGCCAGGACGAUAGCAAUGCUGGUCAAUAUCGCGCAAAAGCUCAAGGAAUCCUUAAAAAAAUGAUGCAAUUUAAAUUUAUUUGGUUUAUUCAUUUUAUGAAAGACUUGUUAACUGAAAUAGCCAAGGUUUCACUUCAAUUUCAGAAAGAAGAUCUAAUCCUAUCAAGUGUAGUUAAUAAACUGCAAACAUCUAAUGAAUUGUUGCGUCAUCUUGCUGACAAUGAUGGCGAUAGUCUGAAGGACUUUAAAAUCAAACUAAAUGGGGACCAGUAUGAAGAUGAAACUUUGAAAAAUGUUAUAAAUUUUGAGACACUUGACAAUGAAAAGGGACGACUCGUGCAGUUAGUUAUUGAUUGUUUACAGAGUAGACUUAAUAAUAUUGACAGUGACCCGCUAUAUUUGAGCUGCCUCGUUUUAGAUCCGAAGAAUUGGCCUUGUGUAGCUGACCAAAAAAUACUUUUAUAUGGUAAUGACAGCAUAAAGUUAUUGUUAGAUCAUUUCAAAUCUCCAUUGUUAAAUGCGGGUUGUGAUAUAGAUUCAGCGAUGUCGGAAUGGAAGGAUCUGAAAUUUUAUAUUGGAAGAGGAGAACAUUUUAAGGGACAAAACCCAUUUAAUAUCUACCAACGAGUUAGCCACGAAGACAUUGGGAGGGAAGAGUACACAAACAUUAUGCUUGUCAUUCAUUUGACCAGUUUAUAUCCACUAAGUAAUGCAUCAUGUGAACGUGCCUUCUCGAUCAUGAAACACAUGAAGAAUGACUGGAGGUACUCCCUGAGUAGCGAACGCAUGGACCAGCUCAUGCGGAUAAAAAUUACUGGCAAGGGUGAAGAGUUCAAUCCAAAGUGGACAGAGACCCAAAAGACCUGA